Messenger RNA from Trichosporon asahii var. asahii CBS 2479, 690 nucleotides. RefSeq lists its product as uncharacterized. The transcript is spliced from 2 exons. Lineage: Eukaryota; Fungi; Basidiomycota; Tremellomycetes; Trichosporonales; Trichosporonaceae. Bases 1 to 690 code for a protein of 229 amino acids. The record is from RefSeq and is a predicted model, not a curated record.
AUGAGCCUGAACAUCGCCCCUACACGAGACUACGAGAAGUGGGAGCUCUGCAGCACUCGUCUGGGGCACUGCACACAUUGUACAAACACAUCGCCCAUCUCAUCAUGCAUUCGGGCAGAGACGGUAGGGCAGGAACCCAAGGCCAACUUUCCCACGCUCGUCUCGAUCGCUCGGGAUGUUGGAUCGGGUGCCGCAAGUACCCGAGCUGAUUCGCCGAUCCGCUGUCCACCCCGUGAAGAAAGUCUCGACCCCACCGACUCAGCAAGCAAGCAAGCAAGCAAGCAAGCAAGCAAGCAAGCCCGCGACCGCGAAGCCCGCGCCUCUGCCCCGCCUCGCCUCGCCGAAAGAAUGGCCUCACCCUCAGGCAGCCGCGAAGCCCGCGACACUUGCGACGUCGAUCUCAGCCAUGUCUCGAGCUCGUUCACUGGAGCGUCCGGAGCAACAGCGGCAACAGGGGCAACCAACGACCGACCGCCGCCUCCGCCUCCGCCGUCGCCUCUGUCGCCUGCGUUCAAGCCAUCCGAGCCCUUCACGCUGUACGAGGGCUACUCCCCGUCCCUGUAUUGGGAGGAGCGGAACCGAAAGGGUGAGACUGGUCCUUGGGCCGCCGUUCGAAAAGCCCGGCAGCAGGAGGCGGAUCUGGGUGCGUCCAGAGGACGUGAAGGGGCUCGUCCAGGUGCCCAGGCGUAA